Saccostrea cuccullata (small rock oyster) is the source of this 1335-nucleotide messenger RNA. RefSeq names its product rhodopsin-like. The transcript has 3 exons. Gene Ontology annotation, molecular function: G protein-coupled photoreceptor activity. NCBI's taxonomy places the organism in Eukaryota, Metazoa, Mollusca, Bivalvia, Ostreida, Ostreidae. Gene Ontology annotation, biological process: G protein-coupled receptor signaling pathway; phototransduction; cellular response to light stimulus. The coding region runs from base 254 to 1309 and encodes 351 amino acids. Gene Ontology annotation, cellular component: plasma membrane. The record is from RefSeq and is a predicted model, not a curated record.
CGGUCCAAUUUUCACUUUCAAAGAUACACCAGAGUCGAAAAACAGAGAGUGGAAGCAAUCUUAAUUCCGUAUCAAAUUUGAAGCAAAUUAAUAUCCUUCAUCAUUUCUUUGAGCAAUCAACACGGAGGAAGAGACAUGAGACUGGACACGUAAGUAAUGAAAUAAAAAGACGGUCACGCAAAGCAACAAAUAUUUCAAAGAUGUUGUCGAAGAAUUUGGCAGUUUUAUUCUGGAGGAAAAGAACAGUAUCAGAAUGACCGAAAAUUUGUCGUUUUUACACCCCUACUGGCACAAUUUUGAAAAGGUUUCUUCUACGUAUCAUAUUACAACUGGAAUUAUGAUGGUGUUUGUAACUAUUGGAGCUGUCGCAGGAAACGGACUCGUCGUUUGGAGCUUCGUCAGUUUUCGCAGCCUUCGUACCUCUUCUAAUGUGUUUAUAAUCAAUCUGUCGAUUGCUAACUUGAUGAUGUCCUUGAUUGACUUCCCGCUUCUCAUCACUGCCAGCUUCAUCCAAGAUUGGCCAUUUGGAAAAACCGUUUGCGAUGUGUAUGCAACACUAACAGGUCUUUGUGGCUUGGUGACCAUUAAUUCACUGACCGUAAUAGCAGUAGACCGAUACCGUGCCAUAGUAAUGAGAGUCAACUCGGCAGAUCCAGCACCGAAAUGGAAAACAUACAAAGCCACGUUAGUGAUCUGGACGUAUGCAUUUAUUUGGGCUAUUAGUCCUGUCCUAGGAUGGAAUCGAUAUCAGCUCGAGGGUGUUCGGACAACAUGCACUUUUGAUUAUCUCACAAGGGACAAGAGUACAAUAAGUUUCAUAGUGGCCAUAGCAACAUGCGAAUUUAUCAUUCCAGUAAUUGUUAUAAUUCUGGCUUAUUUUAAAAUUGUGACAGCCAUGAUAGUUCGUCGUCGAAAUCUUUCUAUGUCAAGCAACUCUGAAAAUGCUUCACUUAAUAUUAGAAUGCAGCGUUACCGAGUGAGAGCGGAGAUUCGUACAGCAUUAAUUAUCAUUGGUUUAGUGUGUCUUUUCGUUGUUUCUUGGCUACCAUACACUGUGACUGCCAUGAUAGGACUGUUUGGAGACCAGAGCUUGAUAACUCCCUACCUGUCAUCUGUAGCUGGACUUGUAGCUAAAACAUCCACCGUUUUUAACCCCAUUGUGUAUGCCAUCAUUCACCCAAAAUUUAAAACAAAAAUUAAAACACUGAUAUAUCGACAAAGCUUUACUCAGACAGGAACACGAUCAAGAGUGAACAGCCGAAUUUCCUCGAAUAAAUAUUCAACGAGUGGAAAUUAUGACAGACAGUAAACUUUGUCUUACCUUAAAAAUUUAUA